Messenger RNA from Neoarius graeffei (lesser salmon catfish), 5115 nucleotides. Its product is annotated as NACHT, LRR and PYD domains-containing protein 12-like. Gene Ontology annotation, molecular function: protein binding. The transcript has 15 exons. NCBI's taxonomy places the organism in Eukaryota, Metazoa, Chordata, Actinopteri, Siluriformes, Ariidae. The coding region runs from base 411 to 3686 and encodes 1091 amino acids. The record is from RefSeq and is a predicted model, not a curated record.
CAGAUUUGCAGAAGUGAAAGUGUUUCUCCUUCAGCCUCGGGACCAUUUUGUUGCUGUUCGGAGAAAAUAAUAAAACUAAAGAAAAACUGCAACUCCAGGCAGAAGCGGUGAGAUGAAUGAAGCCCAGCAUGGAGUGCUGAGUAAAACUUUUUUAGUGAAGGCAUCACAGCUGACCUGCUUCCACUUCAAACUGUUUCUCCUGCCUUCCAGCAGAGGUCUCCCUCCCCUGAUUACUGAACUGUCCACCUCAUCUCCUGUGGAGAUGGACACGGAGACUUGUCUUCUGCAUCUAACAUGACAUAACACUGCUGAGCGUCAUUCAUUCAACUCAUGAGUAAUUCAAGAGAUCAGCGUCUUCAGGAAUCAGCAGUGAGUCCAUGAGCUGUGUGUCCGUCCACUAAUAUUCAAAAAUGGAGAGCUGUGAUCUGGACACAGAUAAUGUGACCCCACCCUCAGAAAAGCGUGAACUCCAGAGAAAGAGAUCAGACUCCCCAGAACCCAGCUGUGUCUCCAUGAAGAGCGAUCGGUCUAUGGAUCGUCCUUUGGAGUUUAAAAAUAGAGACUCCUCACCUGUACGCAGUGAACUCCAGAGAAAGAGAUCAGACUCCCCAGAACCCAGCUGUGUCUCCAUGAAGAGCGAUUGGUCUAUGGAGCCUCCUUUGAAGUUUAAAAAUAGAGACUCCUCACCUGUACACAGUGAAGUCCAGAGAAAGAGAUCAGACUCCCCAGAACCCAGCUGUGUCUCCAUGAAGAGCGAUCGGUCUAUGGAUCGUCCUUUGGAGUUUAAAAAUAGAGACUCCUCACCUGUACACAGUGAACUCCAGAGAAAGAGAUCAGACUCCCCAGAACCCAGCUGUGUCUCCAUGAAGAGCGAUUGGUCUAUGGAGCCUCCUUUGAAGUUUAAAAAUAGAGACUCCUCACCUGUACACAGUGUUUUACAGAAGGCAGGAGACAGAAGAGAAAAGAUCUUCAUCACAGACACAGGACACGCCCCAGAAUCUCCUGCUGCAAAUGAAUUCCAGAAAAAGUUCAGAUUAAAUCUGAAGGAGAAGUUUCAGUGUUUAAAUGGAGUGAUGAUAAAGCCAGAAACGCGAGCGCUCCUGAAUGAGAUUUACACCGAGCUCUACAUCACAGAGGGAGACAGUGGAGACGUCAAUAAAGAACAUGAGGUGAGACGGAUCGAGGCAGCAUCCAGGAGAAAAACAACAGAGGAAACACCAAUCAAAUGCAACGACAUCUUUAAGCCCUUAUCUGAAGAAGACGAACCCAUCAGAACUGUAGUGACAAAGGGCGUGGCUGGUAUCGGAAAAACAGUCUCUGUGCAGAAGUUCAUUGUGGACUGGGCUGAAGGGAAAGCAAAUCAGGACGUCCCCCUCAUAUUUCCACUUCCUUUCAGAGAGCUGAAUCUGAUGAAGGACAAAAAACGGAGUCUGCUGGAGCUCCUUCAUGUCUGUUUUAAGGAAACAAAAGAAACCGAAAUGUCCAGGAUGGAAAAGGUUCUGUUCAUUUUUGAUGGAUUGGAUGAGUGUCGUUUCCCUCUGGAUUUCCGGAACACAGUGAGAGUGUGUGAUGUAACUGAAUCAGCAUCAGUGCGUGUGCUGCUGAUAAACCUGAUCAAAGGGAAUCUGCUUCCCUCUGCUCUCAUCUGGAUCACCUCCCGACCAGCAGCAGCUGAUCAAAUCCCCUCUGAGUACGUCCAUCGAGUCACAGAGGUACGAGGGUUCAAUGACCCCCAGAAGGAGGAGUACUUCAGGAAGAGGGUCAGUGAUCGGAGCCUGGCCGAGAACAUCAUCACACACCUGAAGUCAUUAAGAAGCCUCUACAUCAUGUGUCACAUCCCAGUCUUCUGCUGGAUUUCAGCCGCUGUUCUCGAGAGAAUGUUGGGUGAAGCAGAGAGUGGAGAGAUCCCCAAGACUCUGACUCAAAUGUACACACACUUCCUCAUCAUUCAGACAAACGUCAUCAGAGAAAAAUACUCAAAGAAGCAGGAGAGUGAUGAAGAAAUGCUGCUGAAACUGGGAAAACUGUCUUUUGAGCAGCUGAAGAAAGGCAACCUGAUCUUCUAUGAGCAAGACCUGAGAAGGUGUGGCAUUGAUGUGACAGAAGCAGCAGUGUACUCAGGUGUGUGUACGCAGAUCUUCAGAGAGGAGCCUGGGCUUCACCAGAGUAAAGUGUACUGCUUUGUUCAUCUGAGCAUUCAGGAGCAUCUCGCAGCUCUGUAUGUGCAUCUGACCUUCAUGAAGGAAAAGAGAAAUGUUCUUGAUCAGGAUAAUUCCUGGACAAGAAAAAUGUAUAAAAAAAUAAAUGUUCUUGGUCAGAGUCGGUCCUUUCAGACAAUUUCAGAUGUACACAGGAGUGCUGUAGAUCAGACCUUAAAAAGUCAGACUGGACAUCUGGAUCUGUUCCUCCGCUUUCUUCUGGGUCUCUCACUGGAGUCCAAUCAGAAACUCUUACAUGCCUUAGUAACACAGACAGGAAGUAGCUCCCAGAGCAAAAAGGAAGCAGUUCAGUACAUUAAGAAGAAGAUCAGUGAAGAUCUUCCUGCAGAAAAAUCCAUCAAUCUGUUCCACUGUCUGAAUGAACUGGGUGAUGAUUCUCUCGUGGAGGAAAUCCAACGCUACCUGAAAUCUGGGAAACAAAGUGAACUCUCUCCUUCACAGUGGUCUGCUCUGGCGUUUGUGUUACUGACUUCAGCACAGGAGCUGGAGGAGUUUGACCUGAGGAAAUAUACCAGAACAGAGAAGGUAACACAUGAGGUUCUUGUGAAGGUGAUGCCUGUGAUUGCAGCAUCCAGAAAAGCAGUGUUGUGGCGGUGUGGUGUCUCAGAUGAAGGCUGUGCUGCUCUGAGUUCAGCUCUGAGAUCAAACCCCUCACACCUGAGACACCUGAAUCUGUCCGAUAAUAAACUCGGAGACUCAGGAGUGAAGCGUCUCUGUGCUGGACUGGAGAAUCCUCACUGUAAACUGGAGAGACUGUGGUUGGGGUAUUGUGGUGUCUCAGAUGAAGGCUGUGCUGCUCUGAGUUCAGCUCUGAGAUCAAACCCCUCACACCUGAGAGACCUGAAUCUGUCCUCUAAUAAACUCAGAGACUCAGGAGUGAAGCGUCUCUGUGCUGGACUGGAGAAUCCUCACUGUAAACUGGAGAGACUGUGGUUGUGGGGUUGUGGUGUCUCAGAUGAAGGCUGUGCUGCUCUGAGUUCAGCUCUGAGAUCAAACCCCUCACACCUGAGAUACCUGAAUCUGUCCUCUAAUAAACUCAGAGACUCAGGAGUGAAGCGUCUCUGUGCUGGACUGGAGAAUCCUCACUGUAAACUGGAGACACUGGGGUUGGAGGAUUGUGGUGUCUCAGAUGAAGGCUGUGCUGCUCUGAGUUCAGCUCUGAGAUCAAACCCCUCACACCUGAGAGACCUGGAUCUGUCCUUUAAUAAACUCGGAGACUCAGGAGUGAAGCGUCUCUGUGCUGGACUGGAGAAUCCUCACUGUAAACUGGAGACACUGAGGUUGUGUUAUUGUGGUGUCUCAGAUGAAGGCUGUGCUGCUCUCGCUUCAGCUCUGAGAUCAAACCCCUCACACCUGAGAGUACUGAAUCUGUCCGGAAAUGAAAUAAGCGACUCAGGAGAGAAUCUGCUCUCUGCUCUUCAGAAUGAACAUUACAAACUACAGAUACUGAGGUUCGCUUGGAGAUGAACAUGUGUGUGAGAUGAAGACUCUGGUGUUCCUGCAUUUCCAUGUUGGCGAACAGACAACACAUUCAUAAAUACAUCAGUCAUUUAGUUCUAACAAAUGAAAGAGACUCGGAGACGUGGUCAGUGUGUGUUCAUGGUGCACAGUGAAUCAGACUGCACACAAUUCUACACUGAAUGUGGAACAACUUGUGAUCUGCAUGAAACUGCCUGGACCUCAGUCCCUUAAAAACCCUGAAAGAGCAGGUGGAAAAGCACAGGGACUCGAUCUGAACCCAGUCAUUGGAAGAGGGAGCUGAAAUGCACAGGAACAGUUUCAGGACAUUGGUGGGAUUCUCACCUGACAGGAUCAGCAUUUGGGGAGUUAAUCUGAGGCCCCGAGGAGACUCACUACAAGGCACAUUUAUCACUUUGUCCUUUGGUUGGUGUUUAAUGUAGUGUUUUUUUAAUAUCGUCUUUUUUGUAAGAAAUGGAUGCUGUGUGCUCCAGACCAAAGAGGAAAAGGACCAUCCAGACUGUUAGCAGGAACAAGUCCAAAAGCCAGGGUGUGUCAUGGUAUGGGGUUGGGUCAGUGCCCUUGGCGAAGGUAACUUACACUUCUGUGAUGGAGCAUUAAUGCAGAAAAGUGCACUGAGAUUUUGGAGCAACAUCUGCUGCCUUCAGGACGACGUCUUUUCCAGGGAGAUUUCAACAAGACGAUGCAAAACCUCAUUCUGCUCACAUUACAAAGGCGUGGCUGUGGAAGAAGAGGGCGUGUCCCCUCUGUCCCCAAUAGAGAAUGUGUGGAGAAUUUAGAAAUUAAAAAUAUGACAGUGAUGACCCCGAACUGUUCCACACCUUAAAACCUGUUUACAGGAAGAACGGGGCAAAAAUAAGACCUGAAACACUUCAUCACUUGGAGUCUUCAGUCCAUAAACAUCUUUGAAGUGUUGAGAAGGAACAGGAACAUUAGAAAGUGGUAAAUACUUUACUGUAACAACUUUUUUCAAAUGCAUCGCAAGACUUAAAAUUGAAAUGUGUAUUUUUAAAAACAAAAUUCAUGAGGUAAAACACCAAAUAACGUGCUGUUGUAUUGUUCCGAGUGCAAAACAGGUCAAAGAUUAUUGACAAAAUCAUUGUUUUCAAUUUUAAUUUUAAAUUCAACAUACCAUCCCAACUUUUUCUGAUUUAGGGUUGUAUUAUAAACUACACUGAGAGGGCGGAGAUUUGUUUCUGAUGUGUUCUGAUCGGAAAUAUCUGUAUCAUCUAUUGUUGGUAAUAUCAACAAUGAAAAUUAUUUUCCUGACCUGUAGGGUGAAAACAUUUAAUAAAAUGAUCUAUUUUCAUGCAACAAUUUAUUUUAUUUUAUUUCUGACUGAAUUAAUAUGGGGCUGAAAGAAAGUUGCGAGUCAAGGCAGAACCCAAGUAUUUAAAUUCCUGUACCUUCUUGAGUG